This is a messenger RNA of Sinocyclocheilus grahami, 792 nucleotides long. RefSeq names its product GTPase IMAP family member 4-like. The record is from RefSeq and is a predicted model, not a curated record. The coding region runs from base 1 to 792 and encodes 263 amino acids. The transcript is spliced from 2 exons. Gene Ontology annotation, molecular function: GTP binding. Lineage: Eukaryota; Metazoa; Chordata; Actinopteri; Cypriniformes; Cyprinidae.
AUGACGAAGAGAUACAUGAGAGCAAACCAGAGGAGGAAGAUGGUGCAAGAACAAUGGGAGACUCCACUUCGUUUCUCAGAAUUUUGUCUAUUGCUGCUGGGUUAUGGAGAAGCUGGGAAGAGUUCAACAGGGAACACCAUUCUCGGCAGACAGGUGUUCGGGUCAAGAAGAACAGCCCGGUGUGUUCAGAGACAUCGAGAGGUGGGAGGACAGCAGGUCAGCAUAUUAGACACCCCUGGCUGGUGGAAGCAUCUGCCCAUAGAACAAACCCCUGAACUGAAUAAAGACGAAAUCUCACAGAGUGCAUCUCUAUCCGUUUCUGGACCAGUCUCUUACAUUUUGGUUCUUCGUGCCGACUGUUCCUUUAAAGAGCAGGAACGGAAGGCGAUGGAGGAUAAUUUGAGGCUUCUGGGCUCCAUGGUUUGGGAUCACAGUAUAGUUCUGUUCACUUUUGGGGACCUGCUCAGAGACGGAGCCAUUGAGCAGUACAUUGAAUGUGAGGGAAAAGCUCUGCAGUGGGUUGUUGACAGAUGUGGAAACAGGUAUCAUGUUUUUAAUAAUAAGGCCAAGGGUGAGAGCCAUCAAGUCAGAGAUCUGCUGGAAAAGAUACAGGGGAUGAUUGCGGUUAACAGCAGGUGUGAUGACAAGGACAUGCAGGUGCUACAAGAGGUGACAGAGCAAACACCAGACAGAAGAUGCAGGGAUGAAGAGAGGAAGAUGAAUCCGAUGAUGUGUUUGAUUACGGUGAAGAUGAUGAAGUCAUUUGGGAGUCGAGAGCGUGGAGAUGGAUGA